AUGGCCUCCGGGUCGGCGGAGGACAUCUGCCGCGUCUGCUUCCAGGGCCAAAGCUACGGCUCGCUAGUUCAGCCCUGCCUCUGCAGGGGGAGCAUCGGCUUCGCGCACAAGCCCUGCAUGGAGCGGUGGGUGUCCGAGCGCCGAGAAGAGGAGUGCAGCAUCUGCCACUACAACUACCCAAUCCGCAGGGAGGCCAGGACCGUGUGCGAGCUGCUGCGGCACCCCGAGGGCCGACGGGAGCCCCUGCUGUACGCGCUGCUGGGCUUUCUGUUCAGCCUGAGCCUGGUGCACGUGUUCGCGCUCGCCUGGCUGCUCGGCGUCCGCGCCCCGCUGCCCUGGGGCUACCGGGCCCUGAACGGGGCCGCCCUGGCCGCGCAGGCAGCGCUCUGGGCCGUCUUCCCCUUCGUCGCCUUCCGGAUGGCUUGGGAGAGCAGCAGCCGCUGGUGCCAGGCCAACGCUGAGUUGCGCAUCUUGCUGCCCGACCAGCCCGCCGGAACGAGGGCCAAGCAGCGCUGAACGCGCUUGCCGACGACGCGCUGAACGCGAAUGCCGAUCCCGGGACUCCAUUAAAAAUUGCCUCCACGCCAGCCACUUCCUUCCUGCGCUUCGCGGACUAGCGGUACACUCGAGAAGACAAGGCUCGCUCAUUACGUCAUAGCUGCUGGACCCCCGACCACAGCACCCAAGCGGAAAACAGGCUGCAUCUGGACGAGAGUACGCGACAUCGCGGCGGACGCGUGCAUCUUGGCGUAAUACCGCUUAGAAGACGAGGCCAACUAGGCCUGCGUCCUCAUCCCCUCCCCUCUGGAAACACCUGCACCCGACCCCGCCUGCAGAGUCUCACAACAAGAGCGACGCUGUAGAGUGCGGCGUCGCCACGAAGGGGAGACGCGGCUAUCGCUUCGCGGCGACUCUCGUCGAUGGAGCUUC
Molecule: messenger RNA, 930 nt
Organism: Ixodes scapularis (black-legged tick)
Lineage: Eukaryota; Metazoa; Arthropoda; Arachnida; Ixodida; Ixodidae
Product: E3 ubiquitin-protein ligase MARCHF2-like
Exons: 4
Coding region: 1-516 (171 amino acids)
Biological process (GO): protein ubiquitination
Molecular function (GO): zinc ion binding; ubiquitin-protein transferase activity
Source: RefSeq, a predicted model, not a curated record